AUGAACCGGUACACUCAUCGCAUGCCGAUUAGAGACAAUGUGAAUGCCCUAUCACUGGACGCAGUCGGCUGCACAGCAAUCCCUCGUAGACGCGACGAUGUGCUGCUGCGCUCUGCCAGUGGCCGGAUCGAACUGCAGAAACAGCCAUGCUUCUCUGGCGAUGGCGAAUAUGAACCAGCUAGUCUCGUCACCCUGCCAGCUCUCCGACAAACCCUCGAUGUCAACCAGGCCGCCCGCAGAAGACGGACACUGGAAAUGCAAAAGAAACGCUUGGCACAUUCGCGAAACCCUUAUCUCUCCUAG
This is a messenger RNA of Dibothriocephalus latus, 303 nucleotides long. The record is from the annotation of a GenBank genome assembly. Lineage: Eukaryota; Metazoa; Platyhelminthes; Cestoda; Diphyllobothriidea; Diphyllobothriidae.